GCCCCGCGCUGCUGCUGCUGCCGCUCGGUGUCACUUCUCCAGCACAGCCUGCGAGAGCCCUCAACCAGUGGUGGGACCUCUACCAAGUGGUGGGACCUCAACCAGUGGUGGGACCUCAACCAGUGGUGGGACCUCUACCAGUGGUGGUACCUCAACCAGUGGUGGGACCUCAACCAGUGGUGGGACCUCAACCAGUGGUGGGACCUCUACCAGUGGUGGGACCUCAACCAGUGGUGGGACCUCUACCAGUGGUGGGACCUCUACCAGUGGUGGGACCUCUUCCAGUGGUGGGACCUCUACCAGUGGUGGGACCUCUACCAAGUGGUGGGACCUCUACCAGUGGUGGGACCUCUACCAAGUGGUGGGACCUCUACCAGUGGUGGGACCUCUACCAAGUGGUGGGACCUCUUCCAGUGGUGGGACCUCUACCAGUGGUGGGACCUCUACCAGUGGUGGGACCUCUACCAAGUGGUGGGACCUCUUCCAGUGGUGGGACCUCUUCCAGUGGUGAGACCUCUUCCAGUGGUGGGACCUCUACCAGUGGUGGGACCUCUUCCAGUGGUGGGACCUCUUCCAGUGGUAGGACCUCUUCCAGUGGUGGGACCUCAACCAGUGGUGGGACCUCUUCCAGUGGUGGGACCUCUUCCAGUGGUGGGACCUCUAUCAGUGGUGGGACCUCUAUCAGUGGAGGGACCUCUAUCGUCACAGCAAGCGGUGAGACCUCUACCAGUGUUGGGACCUCUAUCAUCACAAGCAGUGGUGGGACCUCUAUCAUCACAAGCAGUGUUGGGACCUCUAUCAUCAACAGCAAGUGUGCGUUCGAGGCCGACUCCAUCACGAUGACCCUUUACGCUCCACUCAACCUGAACCUUCAUUACGUGACAUCAUCAUCAGCUACAUCAUCAUCAGCUACAUCAUCAUCAUCAGCUAGCCUCCAUCAAAACAUCAGCUCUCCUCCAAUAGCACCCACAUCAACAUCAUCAACGUCAUCAUCUACACCACCAUCAUCGUCGUCGUCGUCGUCGGCAUCCUUAUCAACAUCCUUAUCAACAACAACAACAACUUCGUCCGCGCGCACGCCACCACAACUUUCGCCUCCGAUGCUUGCCCUUAGACCGGACACCUCCCCAGCAUCCAACAACAACCACAACAACCACAACAACACCACCACCACCACCACCGCCACCGUCCCCAAAUUCGUUCGCCCGCCGUCACCCCCGAGACACGCGCCGAGCGCCUGCACCGCGAUUCCCAUCGAAAGCACCGCAGCCAACAACAAAUGCCGCCCCGUGCACCUCAUGGGCGCUCACGUCGCCUCGUUCACCGUCGAAGGCCGCCAGCUCAUCUGCCUGCCCCAGGCCUUCGAGCUGUUCCUCAGGAGCCACGUGGGAGGCCUCCACACCGUCUACACAAAGCUCCGGAGGCUGGGGAUCGCGCCCUCGGUGUGCAACGUGGAACAGGUCCGCUCGCUCCGUGGCCUGGGGGCCAUCCAGCCGGGCGUGAACCGAUGCAAGCUCAUCUCGAGGGCGGACUUCGAGGUUCUGUACAGCGACUGCGCCAGCGCCGGCUCACGGCCCGGGCGGCCCCCCAAGAGGAGCCACGGAGGCCUCGUGGCCUCCCCGCACGCCGCGGGGCCCCAGGGGACACCGGCUCCCUCCGCCUCGUCGCACGCAGGUCUGGGGUUGGUGGGGGCAGGGGGAAGCUGCGUGGGGGUGGGGGGAGGAGGACCCUCCCCUCCCCCCAACUUCCGAGACCCCCACAAUGCCAAGCAGCUCAAGGCGGAGGCCGCCAACGGUCACCAUGGCGACGGGACGCCUGGCGACGGUCACCGGGGCAAUGGUCACCGGGGCAACGGCGACGAUGGGGUUGGAGGUCGGCCCACAACCGCCGUGGGCUGCGUGGACAUCUCCUGGCUCGGAGCGAGGCGGCGAACUCCGACCGCCAUGGCCGCUCCGCUUUUUGACCCCGCGACCUCUGGGCCCGUGCACAGCGGGCCUCCGGGCAUGGCCUCGGCGCGCCCUCUGUCUCAGGUCCAGGGCUCUCAGCUCUUCUCCAACGGACUCGAGCACCUGAACGGAGCCUUGCCCUUCAUGAUGGUGCCUCACCACCUGCUGCCCGUGGGCCUGCAGCAGCAGCAUCACCACCAUCACCACGUCUCCAUGGCAAUGAGUCACAUGACCCACCUGGGAAUGGCCGCCGUGGCCCAGGCUCAGGCCCAAGCCCAGGCGCACACUGAAGGCUCCGGCGGCAAGGAGCGCUCGCUUGGAAGGGGCAGCCCCUCUCCUCCCAUCUCUCCGGAAGGCCCCGGAGAAUCUCCUCCCGAGCGAUGCGGGGAGACGUUCUUGCCAGAGGCGCUCCAGGCAGCGCCUCGACGGAACGGGUGGCCCGCCCUGCCGCACGGCAUCGUGGGAAGGGCAGCGCCUUGCAGGAACGAGGAUUCGGAGGAGGAGGUGGAGGAGGUGGAGGAGGAGGAGGACACGGAGGAAGGAUCCGCUGGGAGACUUGGGGAGGAAGGUGAGAGAUGCGCGGAUGGGAGGGAGUCUCUACCCACUAGGGGAGACAAAGGCGGCCGGGCGUGGUGUUGGCAACCCACCCACCUUGUGUGCCGUGCCGGCCUUUAAAGGUGCUGCUCGCUAACUGCACUUUCCCCUACAGUCUGUGAAGGCUAUACGGGGGAUCUUUGUCUUUCUUGUGUGUGUGUGUGAUGGUGCCAGUGCGUUCGAGGAGAUAGCCUGGCAGAUAUUUGCCUUUGCCUUCGUGUGUGUGUGUACGUGUGUGUUUUUGUGUGUACGUGUGUGUGUACAC
Messenger RNA from Petromyzon marinus (sea lamprey), 2805 nucleotides. RefSeq lists its product as uncharacterized. Gene Ontology annotation, molecular function: RNA polymerase II cis-regulatory region sequence-specific DNA binding; DNA-binding transcription factor activity, RNA polymerase II-specific. Gene Ontology annotation, cellular component: nucleus; transcription regulator complex. Lineage: Eukaryota; Metazoa; Chordata; Hyperoartia; Petromyzontiformes; Petromyzontidae. Gene Ontology annotation, biological process: regulation of transcription by RNA polymerase II. The record is from RefSeq and is a predicted model, not a curated record.